AUGGAGGUUGCCUUAAUGCAAGCAAAGAAGUCAUGCCCAUUUAUCCACUUGGCAUCUGCUUCUUCUCUUCGUAGAAUGACUUCUUCUGGUGUUAACCCAUUAAUCACCAAGGCAAAACAAUGUCCAGUCAUGAGUCAAGCCAUCUCUGCUCGUUCUUUGUCUACUUCCAGCGUUGUCAAACAGACACCUUCUAAGCCUGUAAAAGCUUCAAUUGCUACUCAUAAUAACCAGGGCCCCAAGAUUGUUCCCCCUGUAGCACACCAGACUCAAAAGCAUUUCGAUUACGAAAGCUUUUAUCAAGAGGAAUUAGAUAAAAAGCACAGAGAUAAGAGUUAUCGUUAUUUCAAUAACAUUAACCGCUUAGCUCAAAAAUUCCCUCGCGCCCAUACUGCCCGUAUUACGGAUGAAGUCACGGUUUGGUGCGCCAAUGAUUAUUUGGGUAUGGGAAGAAGCCCUGUUUUGACGGAUGCUAUGAAACGUACUUUGGAUCGUUAUGGUGCUGGUGCUGGUGGUACACGAAACAUCGCUGGUAACGCCGAUCUCCAUUUACGUCUGGAAUCCGAACUUGCUGAUCUGCACCAUAAAGAAGGUGCCCUCGUUUUUUCUUCUUGCUAUGUUGCAAACGAUGCAACCCUUUCCACUCUUGCUUCCAAACUACCUGGAUGCGUCAUCUUUUCUGAUUCACUUAACCACGCUUCCAUGAUCCAAGGUAUUCGUCACUCCGGGGCUGCCAAGAAGAUCUUCCGCCACAAUGACAUGAAGCACCUUGAAGAACUAUUACAAGCCGUUGAUCCUAGUGUUCCCAAAAUCAUUGCCUUCGAAUCCGUUUAUUCCAUGUGCGGUUCUAUCGGUCCUAUUCGUGAAAUUGUUGAUUUAGCCAAGAAGUAUGGUGCCAUCACCUUCUUGGAUGAAGUACACGCCGUUGGUAUGUAUGGCCCUCGCGGUGCUGGUGUUGCUGAGCACCUUGAUUAUGACUUGAAUGCCUCUCGUCCUGUCAUGGGCAAUGGUUCCGUUUUGGAUGAUAUUGAUAUCAUCACUGGCACCCUAGGUAAGGCUUACGGUGUUGUCGGUGGGUACAUUGCUGGAUCUGCUACUCUUGUUGACAUGAUUCGCUCUUAUGCUCCUGGAUUUAUCUUUACUACCUCCCUUCCUCCUGCUGUUGUUUCUGGUGCUAUGGAAUCUGUUAAAUACCUCAAGAGAUCCUCUACUGAACGCCAAAUGCAACAAAUCAACACUCGCACCGUUAAAUCUCGCUUGGAUGACAUUGGUAUUCCUGUGAUCCCCAAUCCUUCUCACAUCGUACCCGUUCUCUUGGGCGAUGCUGCUGCUGCCAAGUUGGCUUCUGAUGAGCUCUUAUCCGAACAUGACAUUUACGUUCAGAGCAUCAACUACCCCACUGUUCCCGUUGGUGAAGAGCGACUUCGCAUUACACCCACUCCUGGUCAUAAUGAUGUAAUGAUUGAUGAACUCGUUCAUUCACUUGAUAAGAUCUGGAAUCGCUAUGGAUUCAAGCGUGUUCAAGAUUGGACUGCUGAAGGCGGUCGUGCUGGCGUCGGUAUUGAAAACUCUGUCCAACCUGAACCCAUGUGGACUGAUAAGCAACUUGGUCUUGAUGCUGCCAACAAGGUAGAAGCUGCAGCUGCUAACUAA
Messenger RNA from Rhizopus microsporus ATCC 52813, 1650 nucleotides. RefSeq names its product tetrapyrrole biosynthesis, 5-aminolevulinic acid synthase. The coding region runs from base 1 to 1650 and encodes 549 amino acids. The transcript is spliced from 3 exons. Gene Ontology annotation, molecular function: pyridoxal phosphate binding; 5-aminolevulinate synthase activity. Gene Ontology annotation, cellular component: mitochondrion; mitochondrial matrix. Gene Ontology annotation, biological process: heme biosynthetic process. Lineage: Eukaryota; Fungi; Mucoromycota; Mucoromycetes; Mucorales; Rhizopodaceae. The record is from RefSeq and is a predicted model, not a curated record.